Messenger RNA from Bactrocera tryoni, 848 nucleotides. RefSeq names its product cyclic nucleotide-gated cation channel beta-1-like. The transcript has a single exon. The coding region runs from base 1 to 768 and encodes 255 amino acids. Lineage: Eukaryota; Metazoa; Arthropoda; Insecta; Diptera; Tephritidae. The record is from RefSeq and is a predicted model, not a curated record.
AUGUCUCGUUUCUUCCAAGUCCUGCUCGUCGCCUCCUUGGCUUUCGCACUCUGCGCCGCUGAAGCGCCACGUUAUCGUGGUCGCAAUGGACGCCUACAACUCUCCAAGCAACGUAGCCGUUUCUUGGCACGUCAAGAAGCCGCUGAAGAAGCAGGUGUAACGCCGUACCCCUCCGCCAAGGAACUGAUACCAGAGAUUCCAUUCGAUGAAGCCGCCGCCGCUGCUGCACCUGAAGUACCCGUUGAACCCGAAGCACCAGCUGCUCCAGAGGGUGACAUAAGUGUCUCUGUGAAUGUUGAUCUUCCAGCCGAGCAGGCACCAGUUGAAGAAGAAGCUGAUGAACCCGCGCUUGCCGACGAUGCUGAGGGCGAACAUGAACCAGACCUUAUCUAUGGCCCACCAGAGGCUGAGGAUGUGCCAGUUGUCAAUGAAGUUACUCCCGUUGAAGAAAUCGAAGCCACCAUCGCUGAGGAAGAAGAGGAACAAGCCGCUGAGGAGGAGGCUAUCGAAUCUGCACGUUUGACUUUCGGUCGUCGCAUCAACGCACGCAAAUCCGCUCGUCCAGCUAAGUUGCGUGCUCCAGCUCGUGCUCGUAGCAACUCCGUUAAAUCCGCCAGAAUUGUUAAAGCCAAGGUUACGACCAAAGCUCGCUCUGCUCGUCUACAACAGUUGCCACAACAACAGUUCUUUGUUCCUCAACAAUUUGCGGCUCAACAACAGCAACAACCUGUCUUCUACUACACCGCUGGUCAAUUGCAACAAUGGUAAAGACACCUACAUUCUAAAUAAAUUUUCUGGGAGAAGGUGGUGGGAAUACAAUCGGUAUUAUGAGUUUACUACAAGUAUAC